Molecule: messenger RNA, 1113 nt
Organism: Cryptomeria japonica (Japanese cedar)
Lineage: Eukaryota; Viridiplantae; Streptophyta; Pinopsida; Cupressales; Cupressaceae
Product: indole-3-acetate O-methyltransferase 1-like
Exons: 5
Coding region: 1-1113 (370 amino acids)
Biological process (GO): methylation
Molecular function (GO): S-adenosylmethionine-dependent methyltransferase activity
Source: RefSeq, a predicted model, not a curated record
AUGGAGGUGCUCAAUUCUCAAUCUCAAUCUCCAACUCAGUCUAAAUUGGCCCUGGAGAAUGUGCUUGGCAUGAAGGGCGGAGAUGGAGAUUCCAGUUAUGUCAACAAUUCUUUAUGUCAGUUAAAGAUGGUUCAAGCUUUGAAACCGAUUCUGGAGCGCAGCAUUCAUGAGAAUAUGAGAUUUGAGUUUAAUAGGCGAGGAAUACUUAGGAUAGCAGAUUUCGGGUGUGGAACUGGGCAAAAUACACUUGUGGUAGCAGACACCAUUGUCAGAGCUCUGCAAUGCUCACUUGAGGAACGGGAAAUGCCAGAAUUCGAGGUUUAUUUCACCGACCUUCCCUCAAACGAUUUUAAUUUGCUAUCUUACUUUGCAGCGGCUGUGUGUGGAUCACAUUUCAAACGUCUCUUUCCACAGAAAAGCUUGCAUUUCUGUCAUUCUUCUGCCAGUCUCCACUGGAUUUCACAAGUGCCAGAGAGUGUUCAACAGAGGAGGUCUCCUCGUGUGUACGUUUCAAAUGAUUGCGAGGGGAUAGUGGGGGCUGCGUAUCUGCACCAGUUUAACACGGACUUCACAGCAUUUCUAAAUGCCCGAGCAAGAGAGAUUGUUGAUGGGGGAUCCAUGUUUAUAUCUCUGGUGGGUCGUAAUGCAGGCACCCAACUAAUGGAGGAGCAAGGAAUAUUAGGAAAUAUUGCGCGCCACUUAGAAUAUGCAUUUGAGGAACUAGUCAAUGAGGACAUUGUUGAAAGGGAGAAAUGGAAAUCAUUCUAUAUACCUUGGUUUGGUCCAAGUUUAGAAGAGGUGGAGAGCAUUGUGAAGAAAGAGGGAUCGUUCGAAAUUGGGAAUAUGAGGGUCUUAGGAGGAGUUCCAAUGCAUCCAAUGACACAUUGGAAACAAGGGGAAGAAAAAAUGUUUGGAAUAUUUGUAGCAAACCAAUAUAGAGCACUAUUUGAGAAUAUUAUAGAAGUUCAUUUGGGAAGUGAGAGAUUGACUGAUGAAUUCUUCUUAAGAAUUGCUAAAAGAGCUUCUACUCAGUUUGAAGAGUAUAUCCCCAAAGAAAUAGAGUUGGUUGUUGCUCUUCUCAUUAAAAAUGGAGCACACAAUAAUUCCUAUUAA